AGUUUCUUGCAGUAACUCAGGCAAGGGUCUUUCGCGCCGAAGUAAUUCAUCACUGAAAUUUCUUCGGGUUGAGAGAAGAUCUUUCUUCGCAAAGAUGUCGACAUGGAACGGCCCAGUCCAGGACACUGUCCUUCCAUCUACCAAUCCUUAUGGGAACUAUACAGUGGUAGAUACAGCGCCAGAAAGUAUUCUUCAUAUGGUGCAUUCUCACUGGUAUCAGUUCCCUCCCAUGAAUCCCCUCUGGUAUGGACUCCUCGGCUUCUGGAUGGUUAUUAUGGGAACGUUGUCCCUGGCUGGUAAUUUGAUUGUCAUCUGGGUAUUCAUGAAUACCAAAUCUCUACGAUCACCAGCCAAUCUACUGGUCGUCAACUUGGCCAUCUCCGACUUCUUCAUGAUGCUUACCAUGACUCCUCCUCUCCUGGUCAAUGCUUAUUGGGGAACAUGGAUUCUCGGCGCUUUCUUCUGUGAGCUGUACGGCUUUUUCGGUUCAUUCUUCGGCUGCGUGUCCAUUUGGUCCAUGGUUUUCAUCACUGCCGACCGAUACAACGUCAUCGUUAAGGGAGUAUCUGCUGAACCUCUGACAUCUGGCGGUGCUAUGAUGAGGAUUGCAGGAGUUUGGACUUUCACUCUUGCCUGGUGUCUCCCUCCCUUCUUCGGAUGGAACCGAUAUGUACCUGAGGGUAACAUGCUUGCAUGUGGUACUGACUACCUGACGGAGACUGAAAUAUCUAGGAGUUAUCUCUACAUCUACUCAGUAUGGGUAUAUCUUUUCCCUCUUGCAUACAUCAUCUACAGCUACACCUUCAUCGUCAAGGCUGUUGCUGCUCACGAGAAGGGAAUGCGAGAACAGGCUAAGAAGAUGGGAGUCAAGUCCCUGAGAAGUGAGGAAGCCCAGAAGACCUCAGCUGAAUGCCGUCUGUGCAAGGUUGCUCUCAUGACCGUCACCCUGUGGUUCGUGGCAUGGACCCCAUACUUCAUCAUUAACUGGGGAGGAAUGUUCAACAGGACCAUGGUCACUCCUCUUUUCUCCAUCUGGGGCUCCGUCUUCGCCAAGGCCAAUGCCGUCUACAACCCCAUCGUUUAUGCUAUCAGCCACCCCAAAUACCGUGCUGCCCUUGAGAAGAAGCUGCCUUGCCUCGCUUGCAAUACUGAGGGCAGAGACGAUGGUGGUUCUGAUGCUGGAUCAACUGCCACUGCUCAAAGCACUGAGAAGGCCGAGUCUACAUAAGAUUUUUUUUUCUGAUAUAAACGUUUUCAUAAGAUCAAUGGUAAGAAGUAAUUCCUGUCCAGAAUCCUUUGAUAAUUAGAAUAAAAACUCACA
This is a messenger RNA of Penaeus chinensis, 1321 nucleotides long. Its product is annotated as rhodopsin-like. The transcript is spliced from 2 exons. NCBI's taxonomy places the organism in Eukaryota, Metazoa, Arthropoda, Malacostraca, Decapoda, Penaeidae. Gene Ontology annotation, biological process: visual perception; phototransduction; G protein-coupled receptor signaling pathway. Gene Ontology annotation, molecular function: G protein-coupled receptor activity. Gene Ontology annotation, cellular component: membrane. The record is from RefSeq and is a predicted model, not a curated record. The coding region runs from base 95 to 1228 and encodes 377 amino acids.